GAACAGAAGAGAGAGAUGCAGAAAUCCUUCUCGUUGAUCCAAACGGUGGCAAUCUCCGGCGUAUUCUCCGCCGUCUCUUGUUGGUAUGGGUUCAUGUUCGGUCGAGAAUCCGCGAGAAAAGAGCUCGGCGGUUUGAUCGAAGAACUCCGUCGUGGAGGCUCCGACUCUGCUUCUCCUCCUCAUUCGUGAGUUUUGAUUCGAAGACGGAACUUUCUUCGUUAUCUGUUAGUUUCGAUUUCAAUUUCAUUUCCUGUGAAUGAGAGCAAUUGUUGUAUAAACUAUGUGUUAUCAAAUCCUACGAGUUAAUUCAAGUAUGAAUAAUUAUUUUGUCUA
Molecule: messenger RNA, 333 nt
Organism: Eutrema salsugineum
Lineage: Eukaryota; Viridiplantae; Streptophyta; Magnoliopsida; Brassicales; Brassicaceae
Exons: 2
Coding region: 16-189 (57 amino acids)
Source: RefSeq, a predicted model, not a curated record